Molecule: messenger RNA, 957 nt
Organism: Suncus etruscus (white-toothed pygmy shrew)
Lineage: Eukaryota; Metazoa; Chordata; Mammalia; Eulipotyphla; Soricidae
Product: olfactory receptor 4A5-like
Exons: 2
Coding region: 1-957 (318 amino acids)
Biological process (GO): G protein-coupled receptor signaling pathway
Cellular component (GO): membrane
Molecular function (GO): G protein-coupled receptor activity; olfactory receptor activity
Source: RefSeq, a predicted model, not a curated record
AUGGGACAUAGAAAUAAUGUAACUGAAUUUGUCCUCCUAGGCCUCAUUCCGGAUCCUGAGGGGCAAAGAGCAUUAUUUGUCAUGUUCUUAUUUAUCUAUGUUGUGACAAUGGUGGGUAACCUGCUCAUUAUUAUGACUAUUUUUGCAAGCCCUUCCCUGGGCUCCCCCAUGUACUUCUUCCUUGCCUAUCUGUCGCUCAUGGAUGCCGUGUAUACCACUGCUAUUUCACCCAAGAUGAUUGCAGACUUGCUUCGUGAUAAAAAGACCAUUUCCUUCCCAGCAUGCAUGGGCCAGCUAUUCAUAGCACACUUUUUUGGGGGUGCUGAGGUCUUCUUGUUGGUGAUGAUGGCCUAUGAUCGAUAUGUGGCCAUCUGCAAGCCACUGCACUAUUUGACCAUAAUGAACAGGAGAGUUUGCAUCCUGCUCUUAGUGGUGUCCUGGAUAGGGGGAUUUUUUCAUUCUGUGUUGCAAAUUCUCUUUGUGUAUGAUCUGCCAUUCUGUGGCCCUAAUGUCAUCGACCACUUCAUCUGUGAUAUGUACCCAUUACUGGAACUUGCCUGCACUGACACCUACUAUGUUGGACUGACUGUGGUUGCUAAUGGUGGUGCCAUCUGCAUGGUCGUCUUGACUCUUCUUCUAAUAUCCUAUGGUGUCAUCCUAACUUCCUUGAAAAGUCACAGCCAGGAAGGCAGGCGCAAAGCCCUGUCUACUUGUGGUUCCCACAUCACAGUGGUAGUACUUUUCUUUGUUCCAUGUAUUUUCAUGUAUGUUAGGCCUGUUUCCACCUUUCCCAUUGAUAAAUCCAUAACUGUGGUAUUUACUGUCAUUACUCCCAUGUUGAAUCCUUUAAUAUAUACCUUGAGAAAUUCAGAGAUGAAAAAUGCAAUGGGAAAACUCUGGUGUACAGUAGUGACAAUGACUGCAAUAGUGCAAUCUAAUUUAUCAUUUGAUUACUAA